AUGCCGAUUCCCGCACCCAAUCUUUAUCCGCCAUUCAACAUCGUCCGGCUCAGCCAUGUGGAACUGGCAGUGACGGAUCUUUCGAAAAGCCGGGCGUUUUAUGUGGAUACGCUCGGACUGCAGGUUACUGACGAGAGCCCGGAAGCGAUUUAUCUGCGUGCAAUGGAAGAACGCGGGCACCACUGUAUCGUCCUGCGGAAAUCAGAUGAACCCCGCGCCCGUGAUCUUGGGUUCAAGGUGUUUGACGAAGAUGAUCUCGACAAGGCAGUGCAUUUUUUUGAAGGCAAGGGACUUCCGGUCGAAUGGGUGGACCGGCCUUACCAGUCGCGCACCUUCCGCACACGGGACCCACAUGGCAUUCCGCUUGAAUUCUAUUCCAGGAUGGACCGCCUGCCGCCGAUACACCAGCAAUACGCACUUUAUCGUGGCGUGAAGCCACUGCGGAUCGAUCACUUCAAUUGCUUCUCGCCCAAUGUCGAUGCCUCGGUCGCCUUCUAUAAUGAACUCGGUUUCCGCGUGACAGAAUAUACCGCAGAUGAGGAAACCGGACGGCUCUGGGCAGCCUGGACGCACCGCAAGGGCGGCGUCCACGAUAUUGCCUUCACCAACGGCAGUGGACCUCGCCUGCACCACACGGCAUUCUGGGUGCCGACGCCGCUCAACAUCAUUGACCUGCUCGACCUGAUGUCCACGACGGGAUGGGUUUCGAACAUCGAACGCGGGCCGGGUCGGCAUGGCAUCUCAAAUGCGUUUUUCCUUUAUGUCCGCGAUCCAGACGGCCACCGGAUCGAGAUCUACUGCUCCGACUAUCAGACCGUGGAUCCGGACCUUGAGCCGAUCAAAUGGGACCUCAAGGAUCCACAGCGCCAGACCCUUUGGGGAGCCCCUGCCCCCAAGAGCUGGUUCGAGGAAGGCUCGCUGUUCGAGGGCGUCGACAUCCAGGCGUCCAGUCUCGCCGCCCAGCCGAUUGUCGCGCCAUGA
Messenger RNA from Effrenium voratum, 981 nucleotides. The record is from the annotation of a GenBank genome assembly. NCBI's taxonomy places the organism in Eukaryota, Dinophyceae, Suessiales, Symbiodiniaceae.